AUGAGAAAAAUUCAUGGUUUGUUGUCAGUUCUGGUUUUGGCAGCUGAAGACGAAACUGCCAUCAUUGGUCAGGUUACCUACAAUGAAGGUAAAGAUGAGGUCCUUGGUUUCUGUGGUGUCAAUGGUGAUCAUCAUUAUCAGUGUCUUGAUUCCUUCUGUGUGCCAGUUGGUGAUGGGGAAGAAGGCUACAAGGCCAUAACAUCGGCGUUUAACAGCUACAAAAUUGGGACGUUCGCACAAGCUAUUAUCCUGAAUCCCCUCCACCCAAAACUACCUCGCCUACCUGUGUUAAUUAUGGCUACAUGUAAGAAGUUUGACUCGGAUUUUGUCUUCAGGCAAUGGCCAGGAGUACAAAGGCUCUAUGAGGCUGAAAUAGAACCUAUUGUAGGCCCUCUGAUAGGCAACAGCUCUGACGGCGAUUCUAGGAGGAGGAAGAUGAUGCUUCAGCUCUGUAACAGUGAAGUCAUUGACCACAAAUUCCAACCAAUAUCUCUUGACUUGGGAUUCAUUUUCAUCUGCCGUAGAGAAGACCAACCCGAUGGAUUCUAUGUGCUCCAUGAAUUAUGUGACCAGAAUUAUAUUCAUAAUCACAAGAAGCUGCUGAAUCCCCUUGAUCACGCAACUCGAGUGUUAACUAUGGGCCCAUACCUUGAGCACAUGAAUCACCUGAAGCUCGUCCAUGAUGUCUUUCCGUUAGAUGAGCAUGGUUUAGGAUCAAGUGACAUAGUGCGUCGGGACAGACAGAAUUGGGCUUCUGUGCAGAAACUUUCCUUUCCUAAAGUGAAGAAUUGUCUUGAAAGGCUAAUGAACAGAGACGGUGGCAACCAGCAGCCUAAUCCAACUUGGUUUGGGACAAAGACAUAUCUCUUAAUAGUCUGGUACUAUGUGGAAAUCUUCUGCAGCAGCGUCGCUUCCCUGAAGACAAGAGUGAAGUACGCAGCCAUUGUCACCCACUUCCUGGCCAUCUGGUUCAAUUAUGUACAACGCCAACCCCAGUUAAGUCUGCGUAAAAAUUUUAUUACGCGUUAA
This is a messenger RNA of Porites lobata, 1029 nucleotides long. The record is from the annotation of a GenBank genome assembly. NCBI's taxonomy places the organism in Eukaryota, Metazoa, Cnidaria, Anthozoa, Scleractinia, Poritidae.